AUGGGUAAUAUUACGUACCUUAAAGGUAACAUCCUUGCAGAAAAGGAGUACCCUCGUAUUCUGCUUCAUUCAUGUAAUUGUAGUGGCUCUUGGGGUGGUGGUAUCGCAUAUCAACUUGCAUGUCGUUUUCCAGAGGCAGAAAAGAAAUAUGUUGAGCUGUGUGAAAAUAACAGGACUGGUUUACUAGGGAAAUGCAGAAUCAUAAUGAGUAGUAGAAAUAGUAACUUACUUAUUGGAUGUCUCUUCACCGCCCCGAUGGGCGGUUGUGACCAGAACGACGAAACUAUUUUAAGAUAUACAAGGAAUGCAUUAAAAGAUUUAGCACGACAGAUUAAAGACCAAGAAAGUUUGGCGGACUACAAACUGGAAAUGCCAAAGAUUAAUAGUGGCAUAUUUGGUGUUCCUUGGGAGCAGACUGAAAGCAUUCUGCAUGAAUUCGCAGAACAGUUUACGGUAUAUGUACUUUAA
Messenger RNA from Huiozyma naganishii CBS 8797, 468 nucleotides. RefSeq names its product ADP-ribose 1''-phosphate phosphatase (gene POA1). The record is from RefSeq and is a predicted model, not a curated record. The transcript has a single exon. The coding region runs from base 1 to 468 and encodes 155 amino acids. NCBI's taxonomy places the organism in Eukaryota, Fungi, Ascomycota, Saccharomycetes, Saccharomycetales, Saccharomycetaceae. Gene Ontology annotation, biological process: peptidyl-glutamate ADP-deribosylation.